AUGCCACCGAUGUCUACAGACAAAAUAGACCCAGACACCCCUGCAGAUACCGGACCCACCCCUGAAACCACCGACCAAUUGCACGGCGCCGGCGCCUUAACUCUACCUGAAGAUCAAUUCGCCGACGAAGACAACAAUCCCUUUGAUCACACUCUGCUAUCAAGCAUGAUCAACGAUAAGAACCAUGUGCAUACCACCAAUUUGCACGGGGAUGGUGGCCCCGACCGAGUGAAAAACCAUCAGGUGGACGUGGUGGAUGCCGCUGGCGACGCCCUGGCCCCGGUAUUUGCCAGUCCCGAAGAGUCUGUCCUUCUCUACACAAACCCCAAAUCAAACGGUGACGGGUCUACUGACACCGAAGCCACCACCACCGGCUCGAUCCAAAUUAACACCGAAAGCAGGGUGAUGAGGCUUCUCCGGCCCAGCUCCAACAUGAAGGUGCAAAUCACCGAAGCCAAUAACUCGAGUGAAGGAAUGCUGAAUUCUCUGAAGAAGUAUAUCGUCUAUACCAUCAAGUUGAUCAACGAAGACAACAAAGAAGAGGUCCAGACUCGCCGACGGUAUAGCGACUUUGAGAGUCUUCGAGAGAUCUUGACGAAGGUGUUUCCAUUGGUGAUCAUUCCUCCCAUCCCCCCCAAGAACUACAUCAACUUCUCCAUCUUGAACAAUAUAGUCACCAGCAAGGGCAGCAACAUCGUUAGCCCCAAACAAAAGGAGCUGACAAACAACUACUCGUACAUCAAUUCGACGCAUCUCAACUCCAACAAGCUCAUUGAGCACCGCAAGCGACUUCUCACCAGUUUCUUGAAUAACUGCCUCAACAUCCGCCAGAUCAGAAACCUCGAGUUUUUUAGCAAGUUCUUAGACCCCAACACCAACUGGCAGGACGAGAUCAACUUGAUUCUGAACCAAUUGCCCAAGGACAUCUAUCACCUGAACCCCGAGAACGGGUUGAAGACCGAUGCGGUAUACGCCAGUCUACCUCAUUUCACCACCAACAUCAAUAUGGGGUUUUUGAACACGAUCCUGGAGAACUCCAAGAAGCUCGGAAAGUCCACCGGCAAGUUGAUCAAUGGUAGUGGUGGGGGUGACCCUGAAAACCUGGUCCCGACCACUGCCUCAGAAGACAGUAACAGCCUUUCUCCCAAGGACUCGAACGAAAACGACCUCAACAGCGAUAGUAUUGAAACCGUCAACACGUCUCAUUUGGACGACAUCAACAGGAAGAUCAUGGACAAUUUCAUCGGACUAGCCAACGACUACACCGAGCUAGGCACCGUUUUCAACUCGUUUUCGUUGUUGCUCGCCGACGCACCCAUAAUCAGAACCAAGUCCCAGGAACAGGGCGAAGAUAAGGACGUUGGGAAGCUCAAUAUUAUCUUGGACAAGAUGGGCCAGGUGUUUGAUCGGUCAUACAUCACUAUAAAUGCCUUGAUCAGUGACUUAGAAACCAAGUUCUCCGAGCCCUUAGGAGAAGAAGUCCAGUACUCCACCACGUUGAGAUUUAUCCAGAAGUUCCAGAGGAGAAAGGACAGACAGAAGAAGAUGCUUGACAGUGAGUUGAAGGAGAAGAAGGCGACACUUCAGGGCUUGUUGAAAGUCGAAGAAGAAACUGCCACUAUUGAAAACGCCAUCAACUCGGACCCAGUGUCCAAGCAGAGACGGUACCAACUAGAUCAGAAUGCUCCCAACAAUUCGUAUGCUUCCCGAUUCAAGUUCCCCAACAUGAACUCCAUCAAGAAGAUCACCCAGUAUGUCAGUGACAUUAUGGACCAGAAUCCUCAGGAAACUAGGAAGCAUAGAAUCAGCGAUUUGAAGACCAAAAUCAAUACGUUAGAAAAGUGCCAGGAUAUCAUGCUUGGAGACAUCUCAUAUAUUGCGGAUGAGCUUAACAAGAACUUCAAGAAUUUCCACAAGAAACAGUUAAAGGUGAUUUACGAUAUUCUCUUGUGCUACAACGGGUUUCUAGUGAACUGGGCCAAGAAGAACCUUGACAUCUGGGAGGAAAUCCGAGAGGAGGUAGUCAAGCUCUAG
Messenger RNA from Yamadazyma tenuis ATCC 10573, 2034 nucleotides. RefSeq lists its product as uncharacterized. NCBI's taxonomy places the organism in Eukaryota, Fungi, Ascomycota, Pichiomycetes, Serinales, Debaryomycetaceae. The record is from RefSeq and is a predicted model, not a curated record. Gene Ontology annotation, molecular function: phosphatidylinositol binding. Gene Ontology annotation, biological process: retrograde transport, endosome to Golgi.